Molecule: messenger RNA, 1218 nt
Organism: Cricetulus griseus (Chinese hamster)
Lineage: Eukaryota; Metazoa; Chordata; Mammalia; Rodentia; Cricetidae
Source: RefSeq, a predicted model, not a curated record
AUGGCCGGCCGCGGGUGCGCCUGGGGUCCGGGCCACCUGAAUGAGGACAACGCGCGUUUCCUGCUGCUCGCGGGGCUCAUCUUGCUCUACCUGGUGGGCGGCGCCGCAGUCUUCUCGGCUCUAGAGCUGGCGCACGAGCUGCAGGCCAAGCAGCGCUGGGAAGAGCGCCUGGCCAACUUCAACCCCAGCCACAACCUGAGCCACGAAGAGCUGAGCGGCUUCCUCCGUCAUUACGAGGAAGCCACCAGGGCGGGCAUCCGCAUGGACAGCGUGCGCCCUCGCUGGGACUUCACCGGUGCCUUCUACUUCGUGGGCACUGUGGUGUCCACCAUAGGGUUUGGGAUGACAACCCCAGCCACAAUAGGAGGGAAGAUCUUUCUGAUCUUCUACGGUCUCAUUGGAUGUGCAAGCACCAUCCUCUUCUUCAACCUCUUCCUGGAGCGGCUGAUCACGGUCAUCGCCUAUGUGAUGAGAUCCUGUCACCAGCAGCAGCUGAGGAGACGUGGGGCAGUGGCCCAGGACAUCAUGAAGGCCCCUGAAAAGGGUGAGGUGGAUAGCCUGGCCGGCUGGAAGCCCUCUGUAUACUACGUCAUGCUGAUCCUAUGCUUGGCAUCAGUGGCCAUCUCUUGUGGAGCCUCGGCUCUGUAUGCCACCAUGGAAGGCUGGAGCUACUUUGACUCACUCUACUUUUGUUUCGUGGCUUUCAGUACCAUUGGCUUUGGGGACCUGGUCAGCAGCCAGAAUGCUCAGUAUGAGAGCCAAGGACUCUACCGCUUUGCCAACUUCUUCCUCAUCCUCAUGGGUGUCUGCUGUAUCUACUCCUUGUUUAACGUCAUCUCCAUCCUCAUCAAACAGACUGUGAACUGGAUCCUGAGGAAACUGGAUAGCGGGUGCUUCCCACAAUGCCAAAGAGGACUCCUGCGGUCCAGGAGAAAUGUGGUGAUGCCCGGCAACAUCAGGAACAGGUGCAACAUCUCCAUAGAGACGGAUGGGGUGAUGGAAAGUGACACUGAUGGGCGACGUCUCUCAGGGGAGAUGAUCUCCAUGAAGGACACCAACAAGGUCUCACUGGCCAUCCUGCAGAAGCAGUUGUCCGAGAUGGCCAAUGGUGGGCCCCACCAGCCCAAUACGUCCUCCAAGGAUGAUGAGUUCUCAGGGGGGGUGGGGGCCUUUGCGGUAAUGAAUAACAGGUUGGCAGAGACCAGUGGAGACAGGUAG